CCCCAGCGCCGCAGCGGCAGCAGCGAGCCCGCCUUACCGCAUCCCUCUCGCCUAUGCCAGGUGCCUGUCCCCGGCUGCGUGGUGACUGAGGAGCGAUGGGGCCUCUGCGGGAGAGCAGCAAGGAGCAGAAGACACAGCUGGAGAAGGAGGUGUCCCGCAGCCGCAUCCCCCGCCUGAUCCUCCGGCCGCAGCAGAAGGUGUCCCCCGCCUCCGAGUCGCCCUUUUCGGAAGAGGAGAGCCGGGAAUUCAACCCGCCUAGUUCCUCCGGGGGCUCCGGCAGGACCGUCAGCAGCAACAGCUUCUGCUCAGAUGACACUGGCUGUCCCAGUAGCCAGUCAGUAUCUCCAGUUAAGACUCCUUCUGAUGCUGGAAACAGUCCAGUCAGUUUUUGCACUGGUAGUGAUGGAGACUUCUCCAGGAGGAAAUUCAGUCCAGGGACAAUGAGCGAAGGGAACCCUCAGCUGGCUCGAUAUAAGAAGGAGACAAAGACAAGCCUCGUAAAGCCCGGGAGUGAAGCUGAUUUUAGCUCUUCAAGCAGCACAGGCAGUAUUUCGGCGCCUGAAGUUCAUGUGUCUGCUGCUGGAAGCAAAAGAUCAUCUUUUUCUCGCAAUCGUGGCCCUUACGGUCGGAAUAAUGGAUCCUUAUCCUACAAGUCCGGAGCCAGCCCACCUGCUUCCCGUGAAAAGGACUCUUUGUCAACAUUGUGCAAAAACCAGCUGAGUCCUGCUGCUACCCAUCAGAGCUACAGGGCUUCUUCAGCCAGCAGCAGCAACUCAGGCUCAUACAAAGAAAGCGACAGCAGCCCAGUGAUGAGGCGAUCAGGGAGAUACAAUUCUUGUGACAAUCACAGCAUUAAGCCACAAAACCCAGAGCAGUAUUUGACUCCUCUGCAGCAAAAAGAAGUUACAGUGCGGCAUUUGAAAACAAAGCUGAAGGAAUCUGAGAGCAAACUUAAAGAAAGGGAAACAGAAAUAGAAGAACUCAAAGCUCAGCUGGGACGGAUGAGGGAAGAUUGGAUCGAAGAAGAGUGUAAUCGUGUGGAGGCAGAACUGGCAUUAAAGGAAGCAAGAAGCAAAAUUAAACAACUCAAGCAGCUUAUUGAAACCAUGAAAAACAGCUUGGCUGAGAAAGACAAAAAAAUUCAGAAAUACUUUAUAGACAUAAACAUUCAAAACAAGAAACUGGAAUCUUUGCUGCAGAGCAUGGAGAGCUCUGUGAGGGAUGAGCGGUCUCUGGAAUAUACAUGUGACUCGGAGGGGAAGCCGUUAGCGCUGUGUGCCACGAUGCCAGACAGCCUCAGCAUGGAGGACCAAGCUCUGGAGGAGGUAGCAGAUAGUGGGCUUAAUGAGGACACAGCUAACAGGACUGAUUCAUCUGAAGAGAAUUUGACCACUACAGCCUCCGAGUUCAGUGAUCCAGCUCCCUCCAGUUCUGCUGUGAAUGAAGAGAUGCUUGACAGUGUUCUGGAUGAAAACCUGACUUCUUUCCAGGAGAAGGAGAAAUGCAGCAACGUGAUGGUGGAACAGGCUGUCCAGACUGAUGUGGUGCCAUAUAGCCUAGAUGUGGAGCAACUAAUUAAAAACAUCUUCAAAGCUCAAGAUGCCUGUCCUCUAAGCCCACCAUCUUCACUGAAGGGAUUGAGUGAAUUUUCUCUUGGAAGUUUCAGUGAUUCUGGUGUCAUAGUGGACUUAACUCCAAGUGAUCCAAACUCUGCCAUCCUUUUGUCUCCUAUGGAGUCUCCAUGCAGGAAGGUGGAGCACAGAGUUAAUGAAAACCGUUUAAUGAAAGAACUUGAUUUUAUAGAACCUCAUGAUGAUGAGGCCUUUGGGUAUGUCAGCGCUUUCUCUCAGACAGGAAUAAAGAGGAGAUACUGGAGCAGCAGUCUCUUCAGAGAUGUUUUGGCUGUAGCAGCCCCUGUUGUACCAACUAUCCUGUGGGCUUUCAGUACUCAGAGAGGAGGAACAGAUCCCAUUUACAAUAUUGGAGCAUUGCUUCGUGGUUGCUGCCUGCUGGCCCUGCACUCUUUACGCCGUACACCCUUCAAUAUCAAAACCUGAAGUCAUUCUGGCCCUGGGCACCAGCUGGCUGGGGUAGAGAGGAGAGAGGUAUCAUGAAACGUGAUUGUAUGUUCUGGCAGAGUCCAUAAUUUUUGCUUCUGACUCUUUGAUUUGCACUAUAAAUCAGUUAAAAAAACAUGUUCCUUGUUUCAAAAUAAAAAAGCUGAACCCUGUAGCUCCACAAGAUGUUUUUAACUGGUGUUUUACUGCUGCCUACAGAAAUAAGUCUUCCUGCUCCCAGGCACUGUCUCCCUCCCUGGUGCUGGUGUCUUUCUAGUGCCAAUGCAUCUGCAGAGUCAGUGUGGCCAGGGAAGUCAAGGAGAGUUACAGUUAGUGCUCUUUUUGUUUGUUUGCUGAGUUUGGGUUCAGCUCAGCCACUCUCCCUGGUUGGUUCACUGAGUAAAUGUACAGGUGCUUCACACUGGCUCAAGGGUAGCAGGAGAUGCACAGGGGAACAAAGGGCCACAACAGAGUGAGGUAUUUCUGGAGGCAGCUCCAGCCUAAAACAUUUGGGGAACUACAGAGUUAAGCAGGUGACAUGGAGACUCGUUCCCACAUGUACUCCAGAAAGCAUGCUAGCGCUUUCCGUUUGUUGUUCAAGGUGUUGAUUCAAUUUAGAGGUAAAACCCAUAUACCCCAGGCAGCUUCCAGCACAUUGUUCAUGCCUGUCUUGUGUGGUGCUCUUCUCAGUUGUACAAUUGCUUGAGCAUUUCACUGGUCUUGUGCGUAUAUACGGGGAUUAUAACCAAAAAUGUACAUCGGUGGGAGUCUUCAGAUGUGUUACAAUGAUGUGUAUAGGUGUGGGUACACUAUGAAUAUUAAUGUUGGUUUAAAGUCUUCAUGUAUUGUACCUGAUAGUCAUUCCAGCCCUUUGAAAUACUAUGUAUAAAUGUAUUGUGUUUUAACUUAUUGUUUAUUUAAUUGCUUUAUUGUAAAUUACCUUUAUAACCACAGGUUCAGUAAAGCAUGUUAGAAAUGUUAAA
Messenger RNA from Apus apus (common swift), 3040 nucleotides. It is a transcript of the gene SYBU, whose product is annotated as syntabulin. Gene Ontology annotation, cellular component: vesicle; cytoplasmic microtubule. Bases 96 to 2057 code for a protein of 653 amino acids. The record is from RefSeq and is a predicted model, not a curated record. The transcript has 7 exons. NCBI's taxonomy places the organism in Eukaryota, Metazoa, Chordata, Aves, Apodiformes, Apodidae. Gene Ontology annotation, biological process: axonal transport of mitochondrion; synapse maturation.